Amaranthus tricolor (Joseph's coat) is the source of this 1413-nucleotide messenger RNA. RefSeq names its product auxin-responsive protein IAA12-like. Gene Ontology annotation, biological process: regulation of DNA-templated transcription. Gene Ontology annotation, molecular function: protein binding. Gene Ontology annotation, cellular component: nucleus. The transcript has 5 exons. The coding region runs from base 167 to 1093 and encodes 308 amino acids. The record is from RefSeq and is a predicted model, not a curated record. Lineage: Eukaryota; Viridiplantae; Streptophyta; Magnoliopsida; Caryophyllales; Amaranthaceae.
CUUCAUCCCUAUUUCCACCCACACCAUCCUUUUUCUCUCUCCUUCCCAUUCUUCUUAUUUUCCCUUUUUUACCUGCUUUUUUUUUUCCUCCCCUUCAACUUUUAUUCAAUUCAAUUCAAUUUCUCUUACAAUCAAACAAAAUCCCCCUUUCUCUCUAUAAUUUCCAAUGGAGGUUUUGAUGGGUGAUAGUGGUGGUGGAGGGGGUGUUGCAAGUGGUGGUGGGUCUUCAGAAUCAAGUGUAAUUUCAAAGGAAGAAAUUGUAGGCGAACAACUGAAUAAUAAUGAUAAUACUGCUAAUUUUGAAGUUUCUGAUGAUUCUGAGUUAGAAUUAGGGCUUGGAUUGAGCCUUGCUGUUAAUAGUAAUUCUAAAAUUCAGAAACAAAUUCCAAAGAUUUUAACACCUAAAGAUUUACCUUCUCCUUCCUCUGCUUCUUCUUGUUCUUCCCUGGGUCUUAGACCUCAUUCUUCUGCUAAAACUGCUAAUAAUAACAAUGCUUCUGCUGGUACUAAGCGUGCUGCUUCUCCUACUGCUGUCAGUCAAGUUGUGGGAUGGCCUCCGAUAAGGGCAUACAGGAUGAGCAGCAUGGCUAACCAUGCAAAAUCAGCUCCCACUGGUGAAAACAACUCUGAAUUUGAUGAUAUCAAACGGAAAAAUGUGAUGUAUGGUGCUGAUGAAAUGGCAAAUGCUAAAUCUAAGGAGAGAGUUCAAGUGAAAAGUUGUUUGUUUGUUAAAGUUAAUAUGGAUGGAGCUGCAAUUGGAAGGAAGGUCGAUCUCAAUGCACACUCGAGCUACGAGUCCUUGGCUCAAACACUGGAGGAAAUGUUCACUAAUAAAUCUGUUGAGAAAUCAAAUGGAGAGGAACUUAUUUUGAUGCCAAAAGUGACAAGACCCUCUAAGCUGUUGGAUGGAUCGUCUGAUUUUGUGCUCACUUAUGAAGACAAAGACGGGGACUGGAUGCUUGUGGGAGAUGUUCCAUGGGGAAUGUUCCUGAGCUCAGUCAAGCGGCUUAGAAUUAUGAGAACAUCCGAGGCUAAUGGACUCGCUCCGAGAUCAGAAGAAAGGAGUGCGAAGCAAAGAAGUAGACCUAUAUAAUCUAUUUCUUCAUCAUGUCUUUAUCUACGGGAAAAGAAAAAACAAAGCGGAAGUUAAAUAUCGGAAUGAAAGUAUGACGGUGAAUACAUACGUUACCUAGUAACAACUGAUCCUCUGGCUCUGAUAAACUUCUACAAGUUUUUGUUUUUCAUUUUGUUGAUUUAAAUUGUACACAUCUUGCAUACGUCGUCAAGAGCGGUUUUUAAGUUAGUGUACAUACAUAUAUGGGGUGCUAGAAUGUAAGGGUUCUUUGGGUUUUAUGAAAUACUGAAUGAACUUGGUUUUUGCCUUUGUAAUGGAAAGAUUUUAUAUUGGUUUCU